AUGAAAGGUCGUUCUCAUCAACAUGCCCGUCAUGCGAGACGCUUUGGAUUAGGUGAACAAGAUGAAAUUGCAGCACCAAUUGAGGUCAGGAAACCCAAUCCAGAUCCAGCAUUGCAAACAAUUGUAUCAGUCGUAUAUGUAACGGCUGCACCAACCUUCAGCGGAUCAAUUGCAGGCUACUCAACUGUCGGACAAGAUGAUGAAACAACAUCAGCUGAAGUUGAGAAGACAACAUCUUCUUCAACCAAAACUACCGCCGCCAAAACAACAAGUUCCAGUUCCUCAAGUCAAACUCACACUUCAUCCGCCGCUUCCACUCUUGAGACUUCUGCUUCCAGCUCCACCGAGCUUCCCAGUUCCAUUAUCGCGACAUCAUCUGUAGGAAGUUCAGUUGCUCUUCUUGCCGCCACCAAUAAUGCACCAACAUCAAGUUCAGCAACUGGUACCUCCGCGAGUGCAUCUUCUACUGCUACUUCUGCUGCAGACACAUCAAGUUCCGGUAUGAGUACGGGUGGUAAAGCAGGAUUGGUUGUUGGAAUCUUACUAUUGCUUGGAGCCUUACUUGUACUCCUCUUGUUCUUCUUUAGGAAGAAGAAGCAGGCUGCUAAGAGAGAACGUCUCGAUGAUGAAAAAUCGGCCAUGGAAGCUUCCUCUGCUCGACGAGCAGAAGUUGAACGUGCGGAAGCUGCACGCCUAGCAAGUCUAGGUGCGGCUCAAGGAGGAGCAGCUCAUCAAUUAUCUCUGCGUCCGGUUACAGAAUUCCAGCCCUUCAACGAGAAGCAAGGCCUCAAUCAAGCACCAGCUCAAACCGGUAGCAUGUUGACGCCAAUAAUAACUACCCAAUCUGUAGGACAGGAACAAAACAUGAACAACCCAUUUGGAAACCACGCGGAAGCUAUUGAUACACCCAAUACCAAUGGUCCACCUGUCAUAGAAGGUUUGAACGCUGGAGGUGAAAUAAUUGCUGCCUCUGCCGGUACUGCUGUCGCGCUUUCUACCACUGCUACCACUGCUAGCCCUACUACUCCUCCCGCUCAAGGUGCCCCUGCUCCCGCUCAAGUCAAACCCGUUGGUCUAGCUCGCAGUGCUUCUAAAGCUGGAAAUGGUCUUAGACAAAUAGACUUCACUACCAAAAGCAACACAGCUUUAAGCCCACCAAGUCCAUCUGGCUCUGAAUUUAGUACUGUAUCAGGAAACACUCAAGCUCAAUCCGCAACUGGUACGGCUAUUGUCGCAGCUGGUGGUCCUCCAAAUACCACUGUUCACCGAGUUCAACUUGAUUUUGCACCUUCCAUGGAUGAUGAACUUGAGUUAAAAGCUGGUCAAUUGAUUCGUAUCUUGCAUGAAUAUGAUGAUGGAUGGGCUCUUUGUAUCCGUCUCGACCGUUCUAAACAAGGUGUUGUUCCUCGAACUUGUCUUUCUACUAGACCUGUUAAACCUCGUCCUCAACAAGCUGGUCCUCAAGGUUCACCUGCUAUGCGCAGUCAACAAGGUCCUCCUCGCAUUCCCAACAAGGAUGGUCCACCUUAUCCAUCGUCUCCAGUGGGUAAUCGAACAAUGACACCAAAUGGACCAUCACCAAACGGACCACCAAGACCCAUGCAAUCAAACGGACCAUCACCAAACGGACCCCCAAGACCUAUGCCAUCAAACGGACCAUCACCAAAUGGACCACCAAGACCAAUGCAAUCGAAUGGACAAGGUCCUCCUCGUGGUCCUGGUAUGAAGCAAGGUCCUCCUAAAUCUUUGUCGCCAAAUGGACCCUUACCAAAUGGACCUCCAAGACCAAUGCAACCAAAUGGUCAAGGUCCUCCUCGUAGCCCUGGAAUGAUGCAAGGUCCUUCUAGAACAAUGUCGCCCGCUGGUAACAGACCCUUGACACCUCAAGGUCAACGUCCAAUGGUUCCUCCAAAUCACCCAAAUCAAAAACGUUCAAUGACACCACAAGGUCUACCUGCACCAAGCAUCACAAUUCCACAAGUUCAGGCAAACCAGCAGCGACCACUCACUCCAACAAAUCAACAAGUGACUCCACCAAAUGAGGGACGUGCUCGCAGUGAUUCGGAUACCGAUCCUAUUUCCAGACAACCAAGUCCUCCAAUUACUGCAACAGCACCAAUGGAUGCUCCUUCAUCUCCUCCAAACAUCAGAAGUCCAGUAGAAAGAAAGCCUCUUCCAGGUCAAGCCUUGUAA
This is a messenger RNA of Sclerotinia sclerotiorum 1980 UF-70, 2193 nucleotides long. RefSeq lists its product as hypothetical. Lineage: Eukaryota; Fungi; Ascomycota; Leotiomycetes; Helotiales; Sclerotiniaceae. The transcript is spliced from 2 exons. The coding region runs from base 1 to 2193 and encodes 730 amino acids. The record is from RefSeq and is a predicted model, not a curated record. Gene Ontology annotation, molecular function: protein binding.